Trichoplax adhaerens is the source of this 744-nucleotide messenger RNA. RefSeq lists its product as uncharacterized. The coding region runs from base 1 to 744 and encodes 247 amino acids. Lineage: Eukaryota; Metazoa; Placozoa; Uniplacotomia; Trichoplacea; Trichoplacidae. The record is from RefSeq and is a predicted model, not a curated record. The transcript is spliced from 5 exons.
AUGCCUUUCCUGUUUGAAAGCGUUUUAGUAACGGGAAGUAGUCGUGGGUUUGGCUUUGAGAUGGUUCGCCAAUUGGCUAAUUUGUCAUACCCACCCAAGUAUAUCUUUGCUACGUGCAGAUCACCAGGUGGAGAGACAGCAAAGGAGUUAAAGAACUUUGCAUCAGAUCAUAGCAAUGUCACCAUUAUUUCGUUAGAUACUUCAUCGAAAGAAUCCAUUCAAAAAUCAGCUCUUUUGGUUAAAGAGAAAUUGGGCAAUGAUGGACUCGAUCUUGUAAUCAAUAAUGCAGGAAUUAAAACAGAAUCGCCUAGUUUUCUAGAUGAAACAGAGGAGGAUAUGAUGCGUGUGUUUAAAACUAAUGUGGUAGGACCCUUCCAAGUCAUACAGGCCUAUCAUUCACUUUCAGCUACGGCAGGUCAGAAAAAAGGUUUCGCCGCUAUUCUAAACUUUUCUAGUAUCCUUGGACCAUGCGAAAAAUCGAAUUUUGGUGGUUUAUAUCCUUAUGUCAUAUCUAAGGCUGGCAUGAAUAGAAUGACCAAAGGCUUGAGCUUUGAGCUCAUUCGUGAUAAUAUCAUUACCAUGUGUAUUUGUCCGUGUUGGGUAAAGACUGCAAUGGGAGGUUUGGAUAAAGGCAUACUAACACCACAAGAAUCUGUUGGAUAUAUUAUGAAAAUUAUUCAAUCAAUGGAUAAAAGUAAAAAUGGAGCCUUUUACAACUAUACAGGUGAUAUCAAUCCAUAUUGA